Betta splendens (Siamese fighting fish) is the source of this 3644-nucleotide messenger RNA. Its product is annotated as stomatin-like. The transcript is spliced from 7 exons. Gene Ontology annotation, cellular component: plasma membrane. The coding region runs from base 594 to 1550 and encodes 318 amino acids. The record is from RefSeq and is a predicted model, not a curated record. Lineage: Eukaryota; Metazoa; Chordata; Actinopteri; Anabantiformes; Osphronemidae.
CAGUAUCCGAUAGUGCUUUAGCCUUAACUUUGCCCACCUCAACUUCCACUUCAGGACAUUCCAGAACUGCUCUCUCAAAAAUCCUCUCACGAGUAAGGGUCCUUUGAGCCUUUAAAGUCACCUCGGGUUGUGGCAAAACAGUCGGGAAUCACUGGAGCACACAGUGUGUUUCAGGGUCGCAGUAUCAGUCGUUACUUCCUGCCUUUUCCCGCUCAGUGUCUUCCCUGUGUCCCUUGCGCUCGCCAGAAAACCCCAGCAAAGACUACGGCUUCUGCUGACAGACCCAAAGCCUGCGCUGCCAUUAUCACCUGGCUACAAAUAUUUAAUGAAUUCAUUUUCUGUUAUUUUCCAUUUGCUUAAUUAUAACACGCUGUGUGCUCUUCUACCACCAGCUCUCAUAUUUCACAACUGGGCUGCCACUUAUUGUUUAUUCAUCACCUGUCUUGACAAGGUGUCAGGCUUCUGUGUGUUGGUGUGAAAAUGAGAAAGCGCAUGACCUCAGCUUUCCAAAACAAGACUCCAACACACGGUGGCUGCCUGCACGCUUGAUUGCGUCACUCAUUGACAAGCAUUAGAGAUUCUAGGACACACGUAUGAGUUCAUGCGCAUCUGAGACUGGUGGAAAGUCACAGGUGCAGGUCUGCUUCACGGGCUCCAUCACACAGGCAACAGGCGCAGAAAUGAUCUCAGCAACGUCCAGCACCGUGGAGAUGGUUCCACAAGAAAAACGUCGAGCGAACACAGAGGAUUAUGUGGAGGAUAAGAACUCAGGAGGACUGGGAUGCUUCGGUUGGCUGCUGGUUAUCCUGUCCUUCCUCUUUGUCCUAGCAACCUUCCCAAUCACGCUGUUCUCGUGUGUGAAGAUAGUGAACGAGUACGAGCGAGCUGUGAUUUUUAGACUCGGACGGAUCAUAUCGAAGAAGCCUAAAGGACCAGGGCUUUUCUUCAUUCUGCGCUGCACUGACACCUUCGUGAAGGUCGAUCUAAGAACUGUGUCCUUUAACAUCCCUCCACAAGAGCUUCUAACAAAGGACUCUGUGACGGUGUGUGUGGACGGCGUAGUGUACUUUAGAGUGUACUGCCCCAUCUCAUGUGUGGUUAAUGUUUCCAAUGCCACCGAAUCUACACGUCAACUGGCUCAAACCACACUAAGGAAUGUGCUCGGUACCAAAAACCUGUCAGAACUGUUGUCUGACAGAGAGGGCAUUUCACACAGCAUGCAGGAAGCUCUGGAUGAAGUCACAAAGGUGUGGGGCAUCAAGGUGGAGCGUGUGGAGAUCAAGGACGUGAAACUGCCUCUGCAGCUGCAGAGAGCCAUGGCAGCAGAGGCGGAGGCCAGUCGGGAGGCCAGGGCUAAGAUCAUUGCUGCAGAGGGAGAGGUCAAGGCCUCCCGAGCGCUGAAGGAAGCAUCUCUGGUCAUUGCUGAGUCGCCCUCCGCUCUACAGCUGCGAUAUCUACAGACCCUCAGCACCAUCUCAGCGGAGAAGAACUCAACCAUCAUCUUCCCUCUGCCCAUAGAUAUCCUGCAGGGCUUCAUGCAGAGUAAAUGAUGAACACUAGCGUGAAGUGAGUCUCCUUAUGUCUGAUACAGUUAUUGUUGUUUUAGAAAUGUGUGUUCACUGCUCAAUUAUUCUGACAGCACUCCAAAUCUUCAGGUCAUCUGCUCAUUUUCAUGUCAUUUAAUACCUAAAUACAAUUCUGUAUCAAUUUAUUUAACUGUCAGUUCUGCAGGAAGACAGUUAAAUAAAUAGGACUUGUACAAGUAAGGUAGAAUAAUGAGUAACAAGCUUCCAUUGGACAAUGACAAUAUUUACAACAGAAAUGAUGUAAACAAUGAGCAGAGAUAGACACCAGACACUGGACUGGUGCAUCACCCUGGAUGUAAACUGUAAACCAAGAAACAUUCAGUAAACAAACAUGUCACUUCCAUGAGACAAAGAGUCAACGAGUGCAAGUAAAAGAACUGAUGAUGGUUUUAGGACACACUAAAAUCCAUCAGUGACUAAAAGCUAACAGUGAAAUGAACUCACCUACAACCAGGGCUUGCUGAAGCUGAUUUCCACCCUUAACAUCCCUCAGCGAUGGUUUUGUUGUAAGAUAAAGAGAUUUGGGUUCAAGGUCAAGGUCAUCACUCCAAGUAGCAUGGCCGGUGCUUUGCCUGACUUAGGGGGUUAUAUUUCCCUCAUCCGUUCUGCACACAUUUUCCCUUGUGUAGAUCCCUCUGAACUAGCUCAAGGGCAGCGCAGUGAUGCAGUGGGUGCAGCGACAAGGGCCUGGGUUCGAUUCAUGUUCGCCUGGUUUGCAUGUUCUCCCUGUGUUUACGCGGGUUCUCCGGCUUCCUGGUUCUCUGAGUCUAGCUGUAUUUGGCCUGAAUUCCCACACUCUCGAAUUGCUUGAGCAGUGAAGUUACACAGCUUGUAUUUAGCAUUAUAGCAUCAGUUAUAUCUCUACCACUGCGAUAUCAAAGAUCCUAAGGAAUCUAAGGAUAUGCCAAAUCAUGCUAGCUAUCACAUGCGGUGAGGUAUAAGCCAAAGAACAACAUAUGCUAAGCUAACUGCUAGCUAAAUAAACAAUGUAAACAAUAAAAUAACAUCACAUACAGCUCAUGUUAUUGGCAACCCAAUCAUAUUCUCUGUUAUUCCGGCGUUCUGGGAACUUAUCCAAUCACUCUCUUGCUUGUCUAAAGUGAUUUAUUGGUCAGCCAUUAUUAGUGGGUGGAAGUAGUGUCAAUAAUAUGUUGGUGAUUUUAUGCCAAUUGCAUAGCUUCUGAUGAGAAAAAUUACACCUCAUUGGUAACAGUCAGUUGUUGCUAGGCAAAAAUAUGGCUGAACAGACACCUGCCCCCCCACCUGCCCUCUGGUGGCCAAUGUGACAGAUGUUGACAAGCGCUAGAUAAUGACUGUAUGUAAAAGUUCUUUUUCUUUGUAAAUUGUUGUUUUUUUUAAAGAUGAAAUUAUAUUGUCAGUUUAUUUAUCCUUUAUUAAUUUCAGUUUGUCCUUGUGAAUUUUAUUUAUUGAACAAUCCUUAUUUGUUUUGCUUUGACACCUGUGUUACUGUACAUCGCCCUUUUGAGCUUCCUGGGUUUCCGUAGUCCUCACGUUCUCUCCGCUCUCAUAAUGCAACGGCUGAGGGUAGGUUGUACAGAGAAACGUGGCUCAUGUUAUUUUUAUGUUUUCUCAUAAAAAUGUUUUAGUUACGUUGUUGUUUUAUCAGUGUGUAAUUUUCUGUCUAUUAUAUUACAAUAAAUGUAGUUCUUUUGUUAUUUAGGACUCUUUUGUAUGGUUCGUUCGCUCAAAGUUAGCUUGGCGCCAUUAACUGCCUGAUAUUAGUCACUAAUGAAGCCCUGACAACUUUAAUUAGUGUACAAUUUUAUUUCAAUAUUUAUAGGAAGUGAGAUGUGCAGUACAGAUUCGGAGACAGGCUGUGUAUUGCGUUGCUGUCUUCAACAGGUAUUUGAAUUUAAUGAUUUUAAGUUACAUUAACUGCCUUACCUCGUGCACCACUGUUUGACCACCAAGUGGCACUGGUUUACUUUAAUAUAGAGAGUUUAGUUGAACUUUUAUGAAAAUGGUGUUGAAUUGUUGUUUAAAAGGAAAAAUUCUCCUGUCGUUUUGUUUAAAUAAACACCACUUGUAAUACUGUAG